CUCAGAGAUAUAGAACGCAUACAUCGUGGUAAACGAGGAUACCAAGAUGGCCAAGAUUCUAGUGAUCAAGCCCAAACCAGGACGAUUCAAAGCUUUAUUCGCCAAGCUAACGACGAUCAACAAGAAGAAUGGACCGUUCGAUCUGGUGAUCUGUGUCUCUGAUCUCUUCAAAAUUCCCGAAAAUGACGAAGAACAGGAAGAGUUGGACGAUUUGAUUGCCCAGAAUGUCGAGGUUCCUGUUAGGACUUUCGCAAUGCUUGGCUCGUUCAAAUUUCCCCCUAAGGUUCAGGAACUCUUGGAUAAAAAGGAUGGCUCGAUUUGUAAUAACCUCGAAUUAUUGGCCCCCAACAGUAUCCUUACCUUGUCAACGGUGGCUAAUUUACGCAUAGCAAACUUCGGAGGAGUUUACGAACCAACAAACUAUAAUAGUUCGACAGAAGAUCUAGACACUCAAUCGACUACGAAUUACAUCCACUCAGGACAACUAUCGAAUUUUUUAACUAAAAUAAAAUCGAUUUCUACUACGAAUAAUGACAAUCCUGGUAUCGACAUACUCCUGACACAUUCGCUACCUCAGCUAUUGACGGUCAACUCGGAAGUGUCUCCUAAGGAUUACAAUGCGCCCGCCUGGGGAUGUCCUCCGAUCACCGAAGUCCUAAGGGCCGCCCAGCCUCGAUAUCACUUCUCGGGAGGCGCGGUGGCCGAAUUUUGGGAACGUGAACCAUGGCUUUGGGAUCCACCUUCAGCCCCAGUCAAAGCGCCUACAAACGAUUAUCCUAGCAUCACUCGGUUCGUCAAUCUCGGUCAGUUCGGCAACGAGGCUAAAGAAAGGUGGUUUUACGCCUUCAAUAUAGUCUCGAUCUCCGAGGCAAAACCCACGAAACCCCUCAAUGCAACUCCCUCUCCUUACUCCCUCUCAACGCGUCCAAACCAAAAGCGUGGGCUGCCUGCUUUCGGGGAAGACGGGUUUGAUUCGGGGCCUAACUUUAGGUUCGGUGAGAUGGAGCCUAACAAGAAGAAAACUCGGACGGGCGCCCCACCUUCAAAUUAUGUUUGUAAGAUCUGUCAGACUUCGGGACAUUGGAUUCAAGAAUGCCCCGAGAAAGUCGAGAAACCUCGACAACCCAAGGAUGGCUACGUUUGUCGGAUCUGUAAUACACCCGGACAUUUGAUUCAAGAUUGUCCUGAAGCUGCUCAACGCAGUGGUCCUCCUAAGGACGCCUUUCAACCCAAAGAAAUCGGUCCUGAUUCAUGCUGGUUUUGUCUCUCUAAUCCUCAACUGGCAAAACAUCUUAUCGCAUCCAUCGGAUCCGAAACGUAUCUCACCUUACCAAAGGGACAGCUACCAGAUACGACCAACAAUUGUCCCGUACCCGGUGGUGGUCACGUUUUGUUAAUACCGAUUGCGCAUUACCCCAGUCUUCUUGCGCUGCCGUCCGAACUGGCGAUCCCAAUAGUGGCCGAGAUGGAGCACUACAAAUCGGCAUUGAAGCGAUGCUAUGAAGCCUACUCGGCGAGCAUGGUAAGUUUCGAGGUAGCCAAGCUAUCGGGUCGAGGGGCUAGAGCGGGACAUGCGCAUCUGCAAAUAUGUCCGGUGCCCAACGAACUCGCCGAUCAAGUGGAGACGAUGUUCGUCGAGGAGGGCAAGAAACAGGGGAUUGAGCUCGUCGAUGAAGUAGCGUUGAAGGAAAUGAAAGACGAGAUGAAGGAGGCUAUUAGUUAUUUUCGAGUCGGGCUUCCUGAUGGUAAAGGAUUGGUUCAUUUGAUGAAACCCGACGAGAAAUUCAACCUCCAAUUCGGCCGGAUAACUCUUGCUAAUCUGUUGGGAACUCCUGAUCGGGCUAAUUGGAAGACAUGUGAAAGAAGUGAGACAGAUGAGAAGCAAGAUUGUCGGACAUUUCAAAAAGUGUUUGCUGCUUUUGAACCCAAGUUCUAAGACCUUUUCAUCUCUUAAGAUUUUUUUUUACUUUUUGAAACCCCGUUUCUUUCCUCUGAACCACUCAUCUGGACAUCAUUCAUUGGUUUUUUCUUCUUCUCUUGAAUUGAUCACUUUCACCCCCCACUGCUGGAUUUUCUUUUGUCAGUAACUCAGAGGCAAA
Molecule: messenger RNA, 2099 nt
Organism: Puccinia graminis f. sp. tritici CRL 75-36-700-3
Lineage: Eukaryota; Fungi; Basidiomycota; Pucciniomycetes; Pucciniales; Pucciniaceae
Exons: 11
Coding region: 47-1936 (629 amino acids)
Biological process (GO): mRNA splicing, via spliceosome
Cellular component (GO): post-mRNA release spliceosomal complex
Molecular function (GO): zinc ion binding; nucleic acid binding; RNA lariat debranching enzyme activator activity
Source: RefSeq, a predicted model, not a curated record